CAUAAUACUGUGGAUAAGUGAAAUGUGUUUUUAUUGUGAAAUUUUAGAAAGACUUUUCUCACUUUUCAGUAAUUCCAAUUAAAGCCGAGACAUUUGGGAAACUUCCCCGAAACUAUUGUUAUUCAAGUUUUAAAAUGGCAUCAUCAUUAGAGUAUAAUGAAGUAAUCUUAAGAAGUGAAAUUGGAAUGGAAGUACUCGUUUCAAAAGAGCAGGCGGUAGAAGCUAGUCCUGUGAUUAGAGAAAUGUUAGAAAACUCCGUGAUGUUUCCAUACUGUAUGGUAACGCUAAGUGAAAACACAGAAAAUAUUAUCCAAAUAAAAGAAUUUAUGACAACAAAAAAUCCGCAUUUAACAUCUAUUGAAAAUGCUUUCGAAUUGUACAAGUUAAGUAAAAAAUAUUCCAUGAAAGAAUUGCGGACAUUCUGUACUACAUACUUAAAAAACAAUAUAACUGCUUCCACAGCGUGUACAAUUUACGAUUUCGCUUGCGAAGAGAAAGAUCGAUAUAUUCAAUUUUACUGUUGGAUCGCAUUCGACGAUUACUGCGAUCAAAUUCUGGAAUCCCAAGAUUUCUAUCGAUGCCAGAGGACUACUAUUAAAAGAUUCGUUAGUCGUCCAAUAUAUAGAACCUUAAAAGAAAUAACACUAUUUCGAGCUCUAUACAAAUGGGCUGAGGUAAAGCUGGAUUCGAUAGAAUUCAUGAAUUCAUCUGCAAUCGAUCGCGGUCGAAAAGUUCGCCAGUAUUUAUCGCCCUUCAUUAAUAAAAUUCGUUUCUUAACCAUGAACUUCGAUGAAUUACAAGAGGUUAGAAACUUAAAUAUUCUGUUUCCAGAAGAAAUUCAAUUUCUUUAUGCAUUUCAGAAAGGUGGAGAUUUAUCGGGUUUACCAGACACAAUUUGUCCAAUAACUACGAAAAGAAUUAAACAGGAUCAUUGGAGAUUGAUCGAUUAUAAGUAUCGAUAUCAAUUAAAUCAGCGUUUUAACUAUUGGUCAGUUUUAAGACAGGACUUGAUUUGUCGUUUCACUCCGAGAGAAAAUUGUUAUUUAAAAACGUUGAUUCUUCCUGUUUCGUUGUAUUGUUUCAGUAUACCCGUGAGAACAACGAUACAAGUGGGGACAUAUACUGUUAAGGAUAAUGAAAUCUGCAAUUGUUCUUUGGUUGGAGAAAUUGCAUUUGAGGAACCCAUUUACGUGCCUAAAAAUGUAGAAGCGUGCGUAAUUUGUAAAAUAGAUGACGAACAACACAAAUUGAUAAAAGACAAACAUAAUUUGAAAUGGGAUUAUUAUAUAAUGAAUUCUAAAUAUAAGGAAAUGGGAAGAAAGAAAAACAAUAGGUUAAAUUAUUAUAUAAAAGUUGGUGUAUAUUUUUAAUAAUAAUCUGAAAUAUUUUAACUAUAUUUUAUUUUAUUUACAUGUAUACAUGUCUUAAAAAUUUCGACUAUGUAAAGAAUUACCUUGUUUUUGUUUUCUUGAAUAUCAUUGA
Messenger RNA from Centruroides sculpturatus (bark scorpion), 1482 nucleotides. RefSeq lists its product as uncharacterized. The transcript has 3 exons. NCBI's taxonomy places the organism in Eukaryota, Metazoa, Arthropoda, Arachnida, Scorpiones, Buthidae. The record is from RefSeq and is a predicted model, not a curated record. The coding region runs from base 135 to 1370 and encodes 411 amino acids.